Amborella trichopoda is the source of this 1953-nucleotide messenger RNA. RefSeq names its product serine/threonine-protein kinase AFC1. Gene Ontology annotation, cellular component: nucleus. Gene Ontology annotation, molecular function: protein serine/threonine kinase activity; ATP binding. Lineage: Eukaryota; Viridiplantae; Streptophyta; Magnoliopsida; Amborellales; Amborellaceae. The record is from RefSeq and is a predicted model, not a curated record. Gene Ontology annotation, biological process: protein phosphorylation.
AUCAACCACCGUUCCCUGGAAUCACAAUCAAACCAGACAUAUCCUUCUAGGGUUUCUUGUCGUCGUUCUCUCCCUCUCGAUCUCUGUUUCGUCGUCUAUUUCAUUAGGGUUUCUUCUCCCUUUCUUAUAUUUUGUUUCUGAAUCGGAUCAUCCGUUUGUCUUGGGGUUCCUUCUUGAUCAAUUCUCAGCUUUCUCUUUCUACUUUCUGCCCCGCCUCCCUUCUCUUGUUUAGGGUUUUUUUUUAUUUAUUUAUUUGCCCUCCAAAUUUUUUUUUUUUUCAUUAUCGUUAUUCGAUUUCUCUCUCAGAUCCCGCUCUUGUUAAUUUCAUUCUGCAAAUUGUUGAAAUCGCGAUGGAAAUGGAAUAUCUGACUGAGUUUCCUCACACCCACAUGGACAAGCGCCCUAGAAAGAGGCCAAGGUUAGCUUGGGACAUAGCUCAGGCUCCUCCAAAGGCUCAGAAUGGAAUGUAUUGUGGGCAUGGUGAUUUUCAUGAGAAUGGUGUGGUGGUGACGUCGCCGACGAAUCAUCAUACUUGUCUUCCUACCUCUUCUUCUACUAUUUAUGUCAAGGGAGUGUCUCGAAAUGGUUCUCCACCUUGGCGAGAGGAUGACAAAGAUGGACAUUACGUGUUUGCGCUAGGGGACAAUUUGACCUCUCGCUAUAAGAUUCACAGCAAAAUUGGUGAAGGCACGUUUGGGCAGGUCCUGGAAUGCUGGGACAGGGAAAGGAAAGAGAUGGUUGCCAUAAAAAUUGUUCGUGGGAUAAAGAAGUAUCGAGAGGCGGCAAUGAUUGAAAUUGAUGUGCUUCAACAACUUGCAAAACAUGAUAAGAGUGGAAGCCGUUGUGUGCAAAUACGGAACUGGUUUGACUAUCGUAACCAUAUUUGUAUUGUCUGUGAGAAGCUUGGACCAAGCUUAUACGAUUUUCUACGGAAAAACAAUUAUCGCUCAUUUCCCAUUGAUCUAGUUCGCGAGCUUGGCAGACAACUGUUGGAAUGUGUUGCAUUUAUGCACAAUUUGUGCCUUAUACACACCGACUUGAAGCCAGAAAACAUACUUCUUGUUUCUCCUGAGUAUGUAAGAGUUCCUGACUACAAGGUUCCAUCACGUUCUCCCAAGGAUGGAUCCUAUUUUAAGAGAUUACCAAAAUCAAGUUCAAUCAAGGUCAUUGAUUUUGGGAGUACGACUUAUGAGCAUCAGGAUCAUAGUUAUGUUGUAUCCACACGUCAUUAUCGCGCACCUGAGGUGAUUUUAGGCCUUGGAUGGAGUUAUCCCUGUGAUAUAUGGAGUGUGGGUUGCAUUUUGGUGGAGCUUUGCUCUGGUGAAGCACUCUUUCAAACCCAUGAAAAUCUAGAGCACCUAGCCAUGAUGGAAAAGGUGUUAGGCUCUCUGCCUCAGCACAUGUUGAAGAGAGCAGAUCGACAUGCUGAGAAGUAUCUAAGAAGAGGUGCAAAACUGGAUUGGCCUGAGGGUGCCACUUCAAGGGAAAGCAUCAGAGCUGUUUGGAAGCUUCCUCGUCUCCAGAACCUGGUCAUGCAACAUGUUGACCACUCAGCUGGGGACCUCAUUGACCUAUUACAGGGCCUCCUCAAGUAUGAUCCAGAAGAUCGGCUCACAGCUGCUGAAGCCCUAAGGCAUCCGUUCUUCUCUAGGGACCAUAGAAGAUAGUACAAUUUUUGUCACUGGCCUGACAGUUGUAUAAAUUAGUGUUUCAACAAUUAAUGUUCUCGCCCUUGUCCAAAAAAGAAAAACAAGCCUGUUGGGUGGUUCAAGAAUAUGGGUUCUCCCUUUCAGGAGAUAGCUAAACCACUCCUCCAUAUGGUUCACAGUUUCUCCAAACUAUGGGAUUGUAACUCGAUCAUAAAUUUGUGAAUUGUAAAAUGAAAUGGUUUUGGUGUCGAAAACUACAAUUUUUGGUGGCAACAAUGGAGUCUAUUAUCAUCUUUCAUCGUUC